AUGUAUGCACGGAUAAGAAAAAGAGUCGAAACAAAGCAGCAAGAGAAGCAGUUCACUUUCGCGGGCACAUAUCCCUUGUCAGACACUAGGAACGAGGGUAUGCAACACUCAUCAUCGCCGCAUCCAACAACCGAACUGGUCCAGGCACUUAAAACCACCAAGAAACACACGGACAAACGUUAUCUCCACGUAUGUGAAGGUUAUAUAUGA
This is a messenger RNA of Brugia pahangi, 210 nucleotides long. NCBI's taxonomy places the organism in Eukaryota, Metazoa, Nematoda, Chromadorea, Rhabditida, Onchocercidae. The record is from the annotation of a GenBank genome assembly.